Parathielavia appendiculata is the source of this 1065-nucleotide messenger RNA. RefSeq lists its product as uncharacterized. The transcript has 2 exons. Bases 214 to 840 code for a protein of 208 amino acids. Lineage: Eukaryota; Fungi; Ascomycota; Sordariomycetes; Sordariales; Chaetomiaceae. The record is from RefSeq and is a predicted model, not a curated record.
UCACUGUCAUGGGGCUUUCUCGUUGGGAUAGACCCAGCGCUUGAGCAUUCUCCAUAGGUAAUCUCCGUGCUCGAACGCCCUCGUCGAAGUGGCAGCCCCUGAGGUGAAGUUGGUCUGUUCAAGCCUGCUGACUCAGCAGUCUUGCAUCUCUCCCUUAUCUCAGAUCCCCAGCUAUCACUCACCUUCACUUUUGUUCACCACCACGGCAGCAACAUGGAGUCCUUUGAGUCCCUCGGGGCAAACUACGCCACAGCCAUCAGGCUCAUUGACGAUGCUCAUUCGCAGGACCCCAACACCAUCCCUGGCGAUAGUGGCCCUAUACCGUACGAGCUGCACUACGCCCGGAAAAUGACUCGCUGGCUAGCCUCCCGCAAGCCCGACGCAUCGCCGGCGCUGCAACUCGCCUGCCGGGCCCAGCACUUUCGCCGCUGGGAACUCCCGCGCUCGAGCUACCCCAUGACGCGCGCGGGCUACCUGACGUGGCGCGCCAAGCAAAAGUCGCAGGCCGCGGCGCAGGUGGCGGAGCUGCUGGCGUCGAGCGAGAUCCAGCCGGCGCUGGCGCGAGACGAGAUUGAGCGGGUGGCGGCGCUGGUGCGGAAAGAGGGUCUCACCAAGGGCGACGUAGAGACGCAGGUGCUCGAGGACGUGGCGUGUCUGGUGUUUUUGGACGACCAGUUUGACGGGUUCGAGAAAAAGAGCGAGAUUGACGAAGAGAAGGUGGUGGGCAUCUUGAGGAAGACGUGGGCGAAGAUGAGCGAGGCGGGGAGAAAGCUGGCGUUGGGGAUGCAGUUGAGUGAGAGGGCGACGGGGUUGAUCCAGAAGGCGUUAUCGCACAAUUGAGGAGAAGGCAAAAUUGGAUUGGAGGAUUUGAGCCUGCUUUGUGAGUUUCAAGUUUUCUAAGGUAUGAGAGCUUCUUUCCCCUGUGCCUGCUCCUUCCCUUUCCAGCCAUCCGCACCCCCGGAGGCCGAUUUCCGGCAUUUCGGGCCCGGCUUUGACGGAAUGCCCCACUUCUCGGUGUAAUCUCCGCCGAAUGCCCCGUUCUCGCCACUUCCGAUUGGGACACCG